Micromonas pusilla CCMP1545 is the source of this 1329-nucleotide messenger RNA. RefSeq lists its product as uncharacterized. The transcript has a single exon. NCBI's taxonomy places the organism in Eukaryota, Viridiplantae, Chlorophyta, Mamiellophyceae, Mamiellales, Mamiellaceae. Gene Ontology annotation, biological process: peptidyl-serine phosphorylation; chromosome segregation; intracellular signal transduction. Gene Ontology annotation, cellular component: nucleus. The record is from RefSeq and is a predicted model, not a curated record. Gene Ontology annotation, molecular function: protein serine/threonine kinase activity; ATP binding. The annotation marks the transcript as partial.
CUCGCCGUGAGCGUCGCGCAGUUCGAGCGCCAGCGCGCGCGCGCGCGGCUCGCGGAGGAGGGCGGACGACUGGGCGUCGUGAGCGUGCAACGCGCGGGCGGGUCGUUUCAAGAGGUGUGGGAGGACGGUCGAGCGUUCGCGGAGCUGAACGCGCGCGCGGUGUCGCUGACGCACGCGAAAGAGGCCGCGGAGCAGCAGCGGAAGCUCGUGAAGCGACGGCUGCCGCUGCCGGGGGUCACGGAGGCGAGCGCGGACCCGGCGGCGGCGCAGGCGGCGCAGGCGGCGCAGGCGGAGUACGUGCUCUCCGAGGAAGCGCACAAGGUGCGCGUGGGUGGGAUCAAGCGCGAGGAAGACGCGAUCGCGCGCGAGCGCGAGGCGCUGGAGCGAGAGAAGAACGCGCACAUACGCGAGCUGAAGCGGGCGAGGGACGAGGACAGCUCGCGGUUCAACCAGCACCCGCUGCUCGGCGGUCGGUACGUUCUCAUGAACAUGCUCGGGAGAGGCGGGUUCAGCGAGGUGUACAAGGCGUACGACGUCGCGGAGAUGCGCGAGGUGGCGUGUAAGGUGCAUCAGCUGUCGCAGCACUGGAGCGAGGCGCGGAAGAGCACGUACGUCCGGCACGCGACCAGGGAGUGUUCGAUACACAAGCGCUUGGAUCACUCCUCGGUGGUGAAGCACGUGGACGUGUUCGAGGUUGAUCAAAACUCGUUCUGCACCGUGUUGGAACUGUGCACCGGGGACGACUUGGACGCGCGUCUGAAAGCGCACGGGCCGAUCGCGGAGCGGGAGGCGCGGAUCAUCCUCGCGCAGGUGUUCGCGGGGUUAAACUACCUCGCCGGAGGCGCUCGGCCGGUCAUUCACUACGACUUGAAACCCGGGAACAUCCUCUUCGACGCCGCCGGGAGGGUGAAGAUAACCGACUUCGGUCUGUCGAAAGAGAUGGACGGCGGCGGGGCCCUCGGCGGCGGGAUCGGCGACAGCGGCAUGGAGCUCACGUCCCAGGGCGCGGGGACGUACUGGUACCUGCCCCCGGAGUGUUUCGAGACGGGCCCGGCGCCGCCGAAGAUCUCGUCAAAGGUGGACACGUGGUCGUGCGGCGUGAUUCUGUACCAGAUGCUGUACGACAGGAAGCCGUUCGGGCACGAUCAGUCCCAGGAGCAGAUCUUACACGCGGGGACCAUCUUGAACGCGCAGCAGGUGGAGUUCCCGGCGACGCCCAAGGUGAGCGCGGAGUGCAAAGAGUUCAUCAAGCGUUGCCUCGCGAGGAAACAGGCGGACCGUCCGGACGUGAGCACCGCGGCGGCGGACCCGUACAUGACGUACGCGAAG